UUGCUCCCAACGCCCCUGCUCCCUACGCCACUGCUCCCUACGUCACUGCUUUCAACUCCACUGCUCCCCAAGCCGCUGCUCCCUACGCUGGUGUUGCCCACGCCGCUGCUCCCCACGCCACUGCCCCUACACCACUACCCUCAACUUCACUGCUCCCAAUGCCACUGCUCCCCACACCACUGCUCCCAACGUCACUGCUCCCAACGCCCCUGCUCCCUACGCCACUGCUCCCUACGCCACUGCUCCCCACGCCACUGCCCCUACACCACUGCCCUCAACUUCACUGCUCCCAAUGCCACUGCUCCCCACACCACUGCUCCCAACGUCACUGCUCCCAACGCCCCUGCUCCCUACGCCACUGCUCCCUACGCCACUGCUCCCAAUGCCACUGCUCCCCACGCCACUACUCCUCACGCCAUUGCUCCCCACGUCGCUGCUCCCUACGUCGCUGCUCUCCACGUCGCUGCUCCCCACGCCGCUGCUCCCCACUCCGCUGCUCCCCACUCCGCUGCUCCCCAAGUCGCUGCUCCCCACGCCACUGCUCCCUACGCCACUGCCCUCAACUUCACUGCUUCCAAUGCCACUGGUCCCCACACCACUGCUCCCAACGUCACUGCUCCCGACGCCCCUGCUCCCUACGCCACUGCUCCCUACGCUACUGCUCCUCACGCCACUGCUCCUCACGCCACUGCUCCUCACGCCACUGCUCCCCACGCUGCUGCUCCUCACGCCACUGCUCCCCACGCCGCUGCUCUCCACGCCACUGCUCCCUACGCCACUGCCCUCAACUUUACUGCUCCCAAUGCCACUGCUCCCCACACCACUGCUCCCAAUACCACUGCUCCUAACGUCAAUGCUCCCAACGACCCUGCUCCCUACUCCACUGCUCCCAUCGCCACUGCUCCUCACGCCACUGCUCUCCACGCCACUGCUCCCCCACGCCGCUGCUCCCUACGCCACUGCUCUCAACUCAAAUUCUCCCAACGCCACGGCUCCCUACGCCACUGCUCACCACGCCGCUACUCCCAACGCCACUGCUCCCCACGCCACUGUUCUCCACGCCACUGCCCACGCCACUGCUCCCUACGCCACUGCUCCCCACGACACUGCUCCCCCACGCCGCUGCUCACAAUGCCACUGUUUCCUGCGCCACUGCUCCCUACGCCACUGCUUCCAACGCCACUAUUUCCAACGCCACUGCUCCCAAUCCCAACGCUAUUAAUCCCAACGCCACUGCUCCUAACGCUACUCCCACCUACUCCUCCUCCUACUAACUCCCAACACCACUACCUACUCCCAACACCACUACCUACUCCCAACACCACUACCUAA
This is a messenger RNA of Parnassius apollo (apollo), 1332 nucleotides long. Lineage: Eukaryota; Metazoa; Arthropoda; Insecta; Lepidoptera; Papilionidae. The record is from the annotation of a GenBank genome assembly.